Schistocerca cancellata (South American locust) is the source of this 408-nucleotide messenger RNA. RefSeq lists its product as uncharacterized. The transcript is spliced from 3 exons. NCBI's taxonomy places the organism in Eukaryota, Metazoa, Arthropoda, Insecta, Orthoptera, Acrididae. The coding region runs from base 1 to 408 and encodes 135 amino acids. The record is from RefSeq and is a predicted model, not a curated record.
AUGAGUAGCUAUAGGCCUGUGUCUCUAGUGUCAGGGUUUUCAAAAAUUAUUGAAAAAGCGUUCCUUUCAAAACUAAUUACAUUCUUCGACAAAAAUAAUAUUAUUUCUGGAUCUCAACAUGGCUUCAGACCACAGCGAUCAACUGAAACAGCUACUUUCAAUCUGAUAAACCAUGUCUUAAAUGCUGUGGACAACAACAGAUAUGUUGUUGUUGUUGUUGUGGUCUUCAGGAAUAAAGAAAAAAAUCUUACUGCAUCUGCAAAAGAUAUUACAAAAAGAGUGUCUGAAUGGUUUACCAGAAAGUGGCUAAUAGUUAAUCCCCAAAAAACGAUACUCAUGAAUUUCCACACUGAUCAAAAUAAAAAUCCGGCACAACCUGUCGUAUGUGUAGAUUACCAAGACUUAUAA